Molecule: messenger RNA, 1622 nt
Organism: Nylanderia fulva
Lineage: Eukaryota; Metazoa; Arthropoda; Insecta; Hymenoptera; Formicidae
Source: RefSeq, a predicted model, not a curated record
AUGCAUCAAUUAGAUACAUCCAAUAUAAUUACAAAAUUUUAUUUGAUUGUAUCAGUCGCUCAAAUAAAUCGUGCAUAUUCAGACUGUGCCAAAAUAACUAAUGCGUACCUGUUACUUUCGAUUCGGCCUAAAUUAUUCAAAGUGAACGACACAUCGAAUUACAACUGAGAUCGAGUAGCGUCGAAAUUCAACCUGAAAGGACCCGGUUUUGUGGUUGCAUCACGAUAGCUAUCAUCGUAUGUCUGUGAAAUAUAUUGACUUACGCAACUGUUAACCCACGCUAAAGUUUUACGAGCGUGAGAUAAAGAAAAGAAGAAGCCAAUAGUUUAUUCGAGUAAUCGGCCGGUGCGAAAAGAGGACGGAAGGAUCCGGGGGAAACACAUAUGGCACAUGAUUGCAAUAAGUAGAAAGCACCUCUUUUUUCUUCCUCCGAGGAAAUCGUGAAAUCCUUAAGCCCGAUUGGUCGACGCCUUGUGUGGGAUCUCAUGGCAGCCCUUAUAGAUCGGUCAAGCGGGUCCACGAUUCAAUCGUACGUCGACUUGUGUUGAAACUAGCUGGGAGUCCUAGCCAGAAUUAUAAGCAAUUUGCUGCGAGAGAUAUCGAAAGGAUGUUUUGGCGUUGCGGAUUUUUCAGCUUUCUUCUAUUUUGCAAUGUUGCAUAUGGCGAAGUCUUGAAGAGCAGAGUACGACGCCAGAAUUCAUUCGCACAAAAUGGUCAACUGAUAGAUAACAUCUUUAACAUUCCGAUCACAGCGAUCAAACAAACUGCCGCCGCCGCUCAAGCUUUUUACCCAGAGAAUUCACAGAGAAUCGAUAAUAUUGUGAAGAUUCCCGUCUCGACUCUAGAAGCUGUCGGUACCCUUGUAACUACGACGGAGCAAAGACAGCAAAAUGCGGAGAGAAUUCAAAAUUCUCUUCAAGAUAGAAGAAAACGGUUGAUGGCCAUUAAGGAACAGAAGAGAAAGCGAAAACAGGAAAUGCAAAAUCAAGAAUCGCAAGUUAUCAGAGUUGUCAGGCAUUAUCACAAAGAUCCAUUCGGAUUAAACGCGUGGAGCAACAUUUUGCUUGGUGGCCAUCACGGUGGCCUUCUCGGUGGUCAUCACUCUGGGUUAAAUGGCAUUCGCAGAUUUCAUGGCCAUGGUGGCCAUGGCAUUCAUGGCAUUCAUGGCAAUCACGGAAAUCGCCCGCAACAUACCUACGAGGUCCAUGAAGAUAUUAAUGAAGAUACAUCUUUCUCCUGGCAUGGGUUGACAGCUGGAUUCGGUAGCUUUCAUGGAACUCGGCCUUCUAGUAGCCAUUCAGCCAUUAAAGUCGAGAACAAGAUUGCUCCUUACGAAAAAAGACAAAAAGUUUCCGAAUACCCAAGCAUUGACGUAAAUAUCCAAAAUAAAAUCACGAAGAUUAAAAAUAAGCCGAUACAUAAAUAUGAUGAUGAUUCGCUAAUAGAAAAUAAAAUUGCACCGAGAAACAGCAAAGUGGCAUUUGUGCGAUAGUAAUGUAAAUAUGAAACAUGAUGUUAGUUAUAAUCGAUAAGCAUUCGCCAUUCUUACAUCGCUCUGCAGAUAUUACAGCUUGCGUUUAUCUUUAGCAUAAAAAAUCUCCGUAAGAAUAUGCAAUUUCAUU